AUGUCGCGGAGCACCCGCAGCAGCUGGGGGUUCAGCCUGCGAGGAAUCUUGAAUCUCGUCCUCAAUGCCACAGGAGUGGCAGCAAUUCUUUGGUGGAGCGUCGCCAGCUUUCGGCUGCACAAUCUCCAUGGGCCCAGCAGUUCCAGCGAGGACGAUGCUGUGGCCCUGGAAGCUCCACGAGUCGGCAAAGGCGGCAAAGGGCACCGUCCGCCGAAGACAGCUUACGAGCCGCAACCGGCAAGCGAAAACGUCGCCGAUGGCAGCAAAGAACCGCCAAAAGUUGACGUCCACCGUUCAGCAGCCACCCCAGCCGCGCCCCUGGGAGCCCAAGGAGAUGUGCAAGCUGCGCAGACGGCUUCUUCAGAACCCUUUUGGGUGUAUUGUGCUGCUCAGUGGUCGGACUGCUGGUGCCCAGGCGACAUUCGCUGGGGGAACGAGGAAACUUGGCACCUCGUCGCCGCCAAACCUGGCAGUGACAUCAACACAGUCACGUGCAGUAUCCAGCACCUGCCUGACAACGUCCCGGGAGAUGAUGGCAAGCAUUGCCAAUGCCUGGUUACUCCAGGAACGGAUUUCCAUCGCGCGAUGAACCCGAUGCUAAUGGAUGAGGCGGAUGCAGAUUCCAUCGGAGCAUCAACUGUGGCAUCUUGCCAGCUCUUCUUCGCGGCACGAAAGAUCGGGCCGGCCGACAAAGCCCAGUGGCUCGCCACGGAGGGCCUUUGCUCGGAGGCUUGGGAGGAGAAGGCCCACUUGAAUCGCUCCUACAAGGCCGGAUCGCGGCAGAUAAACGUGGACAUGCGGCAGCAACUGAUGCGUGCGCGCAUCGACGUUCGCUUCAAAAGCAAUUGGGCUCGUUUGCGAGAUUCGGAUGGCUGGUUCAGGAAGGCAUGGGUGAGCUAUGUCGGUGGACCUCCAACCUCGCAGUUCGUCAAAAUGGCAGAGGAACUCAUCAAAUCAGUCCACUAUUUCUCGGAGAACCCGAUCCUCAUGUUCAACUUCGGCCUGUUCACACCGAAAAGCUGGACCGCAGAGCGCUUCCCACAGCUGGUCGUGCUUCACGCAGCUCCUUUGCCAAACGAGCCGCGUAUCAGAAGGAGCUUUAACUUCAACAAGCUGCGAGCCAUCUUGAUGUCGCGUGCCUUGAACGGAGUGGAAGUCGACGUGGACCAGUUCGUCGCACCAGGAGCCGACCGCUUGUUCAGCUUGACAAGCAAAUGGGUGAACAAGGAAUAUUCGUUCCCACUGAUGCCCGCCCACUUCCUGGAUUGGAGUAUCAAGGAUCAGCCGGCGGCGCCCUGGUGGCCGCGGUACUGUCCAGAUCCAGACAAGCCUUGCCCGAUGCAGACAAUGCGAUGGUGUCAUGCACAUCCGACUUGGACGCAUUGGGCUUUGCCCUUCUUCGGCAGAUGGGUCCGCCGCCACUUCCGUGACGAGCGAUUGCCAAAUGUGACGGUGAAGCACUUCAAUGCAGCAGGGCUCAGAGUUGGGGACAUUAACGAGGAUGAAGACCUGCUCAAUGUCGGGCUUUGGGAGGAACGAGCAACGAAACAGUGGUGCAAGAUCGACGUGCCGGCGACCGUUGAGUUCGACUCCCUGCUGUCGUGGGUGCAGCACCAUGGCAAUCGGUGCAUGGAGGGGAUUGGAUGUACCAACAUCGGGGGUGACAAGCGCUGGUACAAAAAGGGUGUGCCCAAAGUGUACUGGACAGCGCAUCAUGCCGUCGAUCCAGAGCAGACCGCAACGUAUUUGGAGCGCAUCCGCAAGCGCCACCAGGAGGGGCUGUGGCCCGCGGCCAUUAUGGACGGCAGCCUUAAUGCGCGCAGUGGAUCGCGUAAACUCUUGAUUGCGCUGCCAACGGGCGGUUUAAGUGUUGCAGAGUUCCUACAGUCGUUUCAGCAGCGGCAUGUGGAAAGCGAAUGCUCCCAGCUGCUUUGUCACGUGAGCGGGUUUGCUUUGCAUCCAAGCGAACUCUUACCCCAAGUCCUGCGGAACGAAGAUGUUCUUUGUGUAAAACCUGACAGCACGAGCCUGGCGAAGAGGCGGCGUAUAGAUGCUGGCAUGUCAGUAGCGGUGCCCUUCUUCCCUGGACAUGGCAGCGGGCUUUUUGCUGCACUCGGUGUUUGUGGCGCUGUUUUCGUGUCUUGCCAGAGUCUGGAGCUUCCGGUACCGAACUAUGCUGCCUGGCGUGAGUUGUGGCAGGAAGCGACUUCGGAUUUCCGUGCUUUCAAGACCAGGCCGGCGGCGCGCAACCACCUUCGCUUUUCGCAGGGCGAGGAUUUGCUCCGUACUUUGUCGGGAGAGGCGAAAGCCCAUACUCCGGACGUUCGGUAUAACUUUGGGGUCGGCCAAACAGCCCUCCGGAGCAAGUCCUGGAAGGAGUCGUGGAAGGACUUGGACUGGAUCCCUGAAAGCUUCAAGUCUUCAUUUCUGACGCUUUCACAGCUUGUGGCCACCGAGUUACCACAACUCACACAUCAAGACUGGGAGCCAAGAGGCACUUUGGGAGCCAACAUUUUGGCUGGCACAGAGACGUGGGCAGGCAGUCGGCUUCGCCACAGCCUUUACCCCGGCAAUGGUUCGUGCACAGAACACACCGACUAUGGUGUCUUGACUCUCCAGAAUAGCACUGGCCCGGGCCUGGAAGCAUUAGUUGGUGAUGUGUGGCAGCCGCUUGAGCCGCCUCCAGGCUUUGCAGUCCUCUUUGCCGGUGACAUGCUCGAGAUCCUGACAAACGGAUGUGUUAAGGCUUUGCACCACCGUGUGUCGGCACGCGCAGGUGCGGAUAUGCAAUGUGCGCGGCAGUCCAACAUCAUCUUUCUCCAGCCCGACAACAACACACUAGUCCAGCCCCUCGCGCCUUACGUUCUCGGGAAUGGACAAGAUCUAGCUGCCGUGCGAUACGGCGACUGGCACAGGAAGAAGACCAGCCUGGCAUUCCGUCAGCCGUGA
Messenger RNA from Symbiodinium necroappetens, 2949 nucleotides. The record is from the annotation of a GenBank genome assembly. NCBI's taxonomy places the organism in Eukaryota, Dinophyceae, Suessiales, Symbiodiniaceae.